AUGUUGGAUAAAUUAACAGAAGAGACAUCGUAUUAAUUAUAAAAAAUGGGUUAUUUGAAUUGGUAAAUAAUCUAAAUAGAACAAUAGUUUUCUUAGACAGCCUCUUAAUUACUAGUGUUCUUAUAAAAUGAAAAAGCAAAAAUACCUGCCUAUAUAUAUUAUUCUAAACAGUUCUUUAGUAUGGAUUAAACCAUAAAAGAAGUAAUAGAAAUUAUUUUAAUAGGUUGUUGAAAAUCUAGUCUUAUCAGACAGUUCAGCUUUGAUUUGUUUGACUGAAAAUAGAGAAGUUUAAGCCAUUAUAACAAUUUCAGACAUUUUGAAAUUCAUUUUAAAAGAUGCUUAUUGA
Molecule: messenger RNA, 346 nt
Organism: Paramecium octaurelia
Lineage: Eukaryota; Ciliophora; Oligohymenophorea; Peniculida; Parameciidae
Source: the annotation of a GenBank genome assembly